AUGGCACUCCCCGAAUACAAGCAAAACUUUCUCAAGGACUGUGUGUCCGCUGGCGCAUUGAAAUUCGGCACCUUCACACUCAAAUCCAAGCGCAUCUCACCCUACUUCUUCAAUGCUGGUCUCUUCCACCGCGCUGACCUGAUCCGAUCGAUAUCGUCUGCCUAUGCACACACACUCCACUCGCACUCCGAGUCCGACUCUUCCUUCCAGUUCGACGUACUCUUCGGCCCCGCAUACAAAGGCAUCCCCCUUGCCGCUACCUCGGUCGACAAGCUUGCCGACCUUGAUCUGCAGAAGUACGGACAGAAGAGCUACAGCUUCAACCGAAAGGAGGCCAAGGAUCAUGGUGAAGGAGGCAACAUUGUGGGCGCAUCACUCAAGGGAAAGAAGAUUGUUAUUGUCGACGAUGUGAUCACUGCAGGCACCGCCAUUCGUGAGGCCAUUGAGAUUAUCAAGAAGGAGGGAGGAGAGCUGGUUGGCAUCGUUGUAGCAUUUGAUCGACUGGAGAAGACGCCCAGUGCGACUGAUGAUGAUGGCACACCGAGGCCAAGUGCCAUCGGCGAAGUCAGGAAGCAGUAUGGAAUCCCGGUGCUCGCCAUCUUGACGCUGGACGAUGUUGUCGAGUACUUGCGGGGAUUGGGCAGUGAAGAUGAUCUGAAGCGACUGGACGAAUAUAGAGCAAAAUACAAAGCCAGUGACUAA
Messenger RNA from Periconia digitata, 702 nucleotides. The record is from the annotation of a GenBank genome assembly. Lineage: Eukaryota; Fungi; Ascomycota; Dothideomycetes; Pleosporales; Periconiaceae.